GCCUCCUCCCUGGGACUGUAUGGUGAUCAGGCCUCCUCCCUGGGACUGUAUGGUGAUCAGGCCUCCUCCCUGGGACUGUAUGGUGAUCAGGCCUCCUCCCUGGGACUGUAUGGUGAUCAGGCCUCCUCCCUGGGACUGUAUGGGGAUCAGGCCUCCUUCCUGGGACUGUAUGGUGAUCAGGCCUCCUCCCUGGGACUGUAUGGUGAUCAGGCCUCCUCCCUGGGACUGUAUGGUGAUCAGGCCUCCAGGUCUUUUAACAAGAACAAUCAAGUAAUUUCCCUGACCCCCUGCCCCCCUCCUUGACUUGAAGUAAGUGUUUUUAACAGGUGUUAGAAUUUCAAUAUCACAAAAAAAACAUUUUAUAAGGAACUUUAGUUAAUUUUUUAUGUUUUUUUCCCCCUGUCCCUCCUUCUCCCGACAGUUGCCAGCCGAGGUCAGCAACAGUGCAUUGAGAGUUGUUUUUCUUUUCUCAUGGUCUAUCAAUGCCUCAGGAUGCCACUGGGUAAACAUUAUCUAACUAAAUGAUUAACCUUUCUGUGAUGAUAUCUGGGAGAAGUGUAUGAAGUGAACAAAGGACCUGGCCUAGAGCGAGUCCUGUCUGGUUUUAAUUAGUGGUCAGGACUGGAUAAGUUGGGUUUGGUUGGAUAAACUCCUCUGUAUGUGGCACAGGAAAUGACCUCAUUGGACAGAAAAGGGCACUCCUCCCCACAUGCAUGAGUAAAUAAAUAUAAUGUUUCCCUGAAACAAAGGAUUUCUGUAGUUUCAUGAAAUAAGACAUUGAUUCAUAGUAUAUCACACGUCAUACAAGCCAACAUUCAAGGCAACACUUUAUGUAAACAAUUAUCAAAUAAAUGGCCACACCUUUAAAUACCAAAUAGAAAGGUAAUUUUACAUUAAGUAAAAUUGUGUGACCUGCUUCAGUUCUUUUAAAAUGUUUAUGGUAGUUGAAGAAGUUACAAAUGUUUUACUUAAGCAAAUCAGUCACUUUAAAUAUUCUACAUGAAGGUAGGGUAGCCUGGGGAACAAAGUAACACAGGGUCAGUUGUAACCGCUAAAUAACUCCAAUUAGAAACCACUUAAAGCUCUUAUUCAAGGUGCUAAUGCUUGGUCAGUGUCUCUACAUGCCCAAGAGGUUUUGUUUAAAUCCAUUAAUUACUUUUAGUUUUAUGGACAAAAAAAGGGGUUUGAGGCCCUAAAGUAAACAUACUUGCCGCCUCUCCUUUUUUUAAAUUAUUGAUCUGUGGAACAUUCACCUACUGGGUCAAUUGUAACAUUUAAUGUCCGCCACUUUUGGUUGAAUUGUAAACGACUGGUAUAUCCUAGGAACAUACUUAGUGUGUAAUCGUAGCCGAGAUAUGUGUGUUUUUUGCAUAGCAAUAUUAUUCAUCUAACUUACAGUGCCCUCCACAAUUAUUGGCACCCCUGUUUAAGAUGUGGUCGAGGACUUCCAAAAAUUCUCCUUUUUUUUAAACAACAUAGAACCCAAAUGCAAAAAAAUUGAAAAAUCCAACCUUUUAUUUAAGUACAUUACUAUGGUGUAAAAAAAAAAAAUCACACAUUUAGAAAAAAAAAAACUUGAAAUCAUGUGUCCCACAAUUAUUGGCACCCCUGAUGUUAAUACUUUGUACAACCCCCUUUUGCCAACAAGACAGCACUUAAUCUCCUCCUAUAACAUUUCACAAGAUUGGAGAACACAGAGAGAGGGAUCUUUGACCAUUCUUCUUUGCACAAUCUUUCUAGAUCAUCCAGUGUCCUGGGUCCUCUCUUAUGCACUCUCCUCUUUAGCUCGCCCCACAGGUUUUCGAUUGGGUUGAGGUCUGGGGACUGAGAUGGCCAUGGGAGGACCUUGAGUUUGUGACUGCUGAACCAUUUUUGUGUAGAUUUUGCCACAUGUUUUGGAUCAUUAUCCUGCUGAAAGACCCAAUGACGACCCAUCUUCAGCUUUCUGGCAGAGGCCAUCAGGUUUUUAUUUAAAAUGUCCUGGUAGUUCAAAGCGUUCAUAAUGCCAUGCACCCUAACAAGGCUCCCAGGGCCUUUGGAAGAGAAACAGGCCCACAGCAUCACAGAUCCUCCACCAUACUUCACGGUGGGCAUGAGGUGCUUUUCGGCAUACUCAUCUUUUGUUUUACGCCAGACCCACUUAGAGUGUUUGUUGCCAAAAAGCUCAAUCUUAGUCUCAUCUGACCAAAGCACACGAUCCCAGUUGAAGUCCCAGUGCCGCUUAGCAAACUCCAGACGUUUACGUUUGUGAGUGUUAGUGAGAAAAGGCUUUUUCCUUGCAUGCCUCCCAAACAGUUUGUUGGCAUGUAGAGAGCGUCUGAUGGUUGUUUUGGAGACUUUGUGACCCCAAGAUGCCACUCUUUGAUGCAAUUCUGUGACAGUGAGCUUAGGACUUUUUUUUACUUCUCUUACCAUCCUCCUCACUGUGCGUUGUGGCAAGAUAAACUUGGGACCUCUUCCAGCCUUGUUUGUCACUGUUCCAGUUGUUUUAAACUUCUUAAUGAUUCCUCUGACUGUAGAUACGGGCAAGUUAAGGCAAGUGGCUAUUUUCUUGUAGCCAUUGCCUGACUUAUGAAGGUCGACACAAAUCUGCCUUACUUGAAUGGUGUGUUCUCUUGUCUUUGCCAUGUUGACAAAUGGGUAAGAGAAUUAGGCCUCUGUGUCACGUCAUAUUUAUACCCCAGGGAAACAGGAAGUCAUGAAUUACUAAUUAAAAGUUCCUAGAUACCCUGACCAACUUUAGCAACUACAGAAAAAUAUAUUUGUAAAAAAUCAAUUAAAAUUUUCAGCGGAAUUGUUAGGGGUGCCAAUAAUUGUGGGACACAUGAUUUCAAGUUUAUUUUUUUCUAAAUGUGAGAUUUUUUUUUUACCACCAAAGUAAUGUACUUAAAUAAAAGGUUGGAUUUUUCUCUUUUUUUGCAUUUGGGUUCUAUGUUGUUUAAAAAAAAAGGAGAAUUUUUGGAAGUCAUCGACCACAUCUUAAACAGGGGUGCCAAUAAUAGUGGAGGGCACUGUAAAUAACAUUUUCAUAAUAAGAACUGAGAAAAGGCCUCCUCAACUGAAGAAUCUACAGCUGCUGAGGUGUUAAUCAGUCCAGUGCUGCUCUGACCACAGUGUUGUUAGGAAGCACAUUUUCUAACACUACAUACACAGCCUUGUCAACUCUUACUGUGAACUACUUCUAUUACUGGAAAUAAACUCAGCAGUGGUCAGACUACAGAAUACACCAACAUAAACAACACCAGUAAAUUAAACAUCCAUUAUAUGCAAUCUUCUGGUUUCCAGUUAGCGUGUUAGAGGCUAAAUCAGACAUGGAAAGUUGAUUGACAUUUGAUUGCUUUCAGUUGUACAAACAUAUACAAUUGUCUGGAUUCCAGUAAGUGUGUUAGAGGAGGAGUUUAUGCAAAUCAACCCCAUCUGUCUUGACAUCUGAAGGAGGAGUCUCUGAAAACCUAUUUAAAGCAGUCUGUCUUGUCUCAGCUCAGCAGGCUCCAGUCUACCAACUGGUCUCUGAAAACCUAUUUAAAGCAGUCUGUCUUGUCUCAGCUCAGCAGUCUCCAGUCUACCAACUGGUCUCUGUAACUUCAUCUUUGUCUCUGUGGUGUCCAGUCUUCAGGUGAUGAUGGGGGUAUUGAAUCAUCUCUCUACUCUCCUCCUCCUCUCUCUCCUUCCUCCUUCUCUCUCUCAUGUAGUGGGGAAGUUCAGCGAAGUUAAAGAGUGCAGUGAUUUCUUCCUGGAGGGGACAACUCCAAGUCUCCCGGGUAUUUUGGUUGGUGGGACAGUCAAGGACCCGAACCGCUACAAGCUGAUUUGCCAGAAGUACAAGAACAGCUACAGGUUUGCAACUCUCUACGACACGACCAACAAGAUCCCUGUGUUCUCAGCCUACACCAUCACUGGUCCUCCUCCUAAAGGCAGACCAAAUCAACCCUGGAUGAUCGAGCCCCAGGUAGGCCUAAUGUUUUGUCACAUAACAUAACAUUUGUAUUUGUUAACUGUCUGUGAUAUAUAGCAGUAAUGUUAACAGAAUAUAGAACUACCAUUAUAGAGGGUAUAGAGACUUGAUUGAUUGUCUUGAUUGUGGAUCGUGACCCCCCCCCCCCCCCCCCCCCCCCCCCCCCCCCCCCCCACCACAAAAUAGGGUUAAUUGAACAGAUAAUAGGGUUAAUUGUACAGACUAGUUGUGAAUGAAUGAAUGUAUGAUUGUUGUUUCCUGCAGCUCAACAACAUAAAAAACAGCCCUGAAAUGAGUAAGGAUAAGGGACAGUCUCCAGAUCACCAGGCUGGGAACAACGACUAUAAGGACUCAAUAAAAGAAAAAGGGGUGAACAGAGGUCACCUCUUUCCAUGUUCACAUGCUCAUGACCUUGAAACUCAGAAGUCCACCUUUACCCUGACCAACAUCGUUCCCCAGGUGGAGUCCUUCAACGGGGGCAGCUGGAACAAAAUGGAGUGUAAGGUCAGAAAUACUCUUAAGGAUAACUGUACUGAUGCUAACAACAACAUAAAGGCCUAUGUGGUGACUGGAGCAGUGCCCAGUACGAACAACAAACUGAAGAACCGAGUGAACAUCCCAUCUCUCCUGUGGACAGCCUACUGCUGUUACAACAACAACCAGGGACAGUGGGUGGCCGGAGCACACUGGGGUGAGAACAAAGAGUAUGUAAAGGGGAAAACAUUGCCCUCAAACACUACGGCAGAGCUGUAUGAGAUGUUGAACCAGCAUUACCCAGGUGGUGGUGUCCAGGUGUUCCCGGAUCAGUGUUCAAUAGCGCAGCGCCUCAUGGAUGAAGAUGUACAUGACCAUUGUGUCUAUGAUGAUGAUUGUGUCUGUUCCUCUGUGGGGAUCAAAGGUCAUUACCUACCUGUUAUAUUGUGUUCUGUGCUGGUGAUGAGGAUGUUGUAA
Molecule: messenger RNA, 4906 nt
Organism: Coregonus sp. 'balchen'
Lineage: Eukaryota; Metazoa; Chordata; Actinopteri; Salmoniformes; Salmonidae
Source: the annotation of a GenBank genome assembly